GGAGUGCAACCUCCCAGUUGUAGCAAACUGAGCUCAGAGACAGAGAAAAGAUUUCCACCACUCCCAGCUUAAUUUUUACCAAAGUAAAACAGGAAUUGCUGCAGGAGAUAAAGCGAGCACCGGGCACACGUUAUUUUGCAGUGUCCUUGCGGGACACAUUGCUUUAAAUGUAGAUUUUGCUUGUUGUGAAGAUUAUCCAAUGCUUAGUUUAAAGUGCCUGUGGCUGCUUGCAGCGAUUCUGCUGGUGAUCCAGACACAGAGCUUGGAGGCAGCGGCCUGCCAUGGGUGUAAAGUGAGCUCACAAUGUGACUGCAGUGGAGUGAAAGGAGAGAAGGGUUUAAGGGGCUUGCCUGGUUUCACAGGUCCUAUGGGAAUGCCGGGAUUCCCAGGAGUCGAAGGACCCCCAGGUUUGGUGGGACCCAAGGGGGAUUUUGGUGAAUCAGGACCAUCGGGAUCAAAGGGAAUCCGAGGCCCUCCAGGGUUGCCAGGAUUUUCAGGAACUCCAGGUCUGCCUGGUUUACCAGGUCAAGAUGGGCCACCAGGCGAGCCAGGAAUCCCAGGGUGCAACGGUACAAAGGGUGAAAUCGGUCCCAUUGGUACUUCAGGGUUGACAGGUAUUCAAGGCCCUCCGGGAAAUCCUGGUUUACAAGGAAUGAAGGGUGAUCCAGGCGACUCAUUUGGAGACUUCUCGGGAAUAAAAGGGGAUCGAGGUUUUCCAGGCAACCCGGGAAGUAAUGGUCGACCAGGUAUUCCCGGUCUCCAGGGUCCCGUAGGUCCCCCCGGCCUUUCUGGUGUUCCAGGUUCUCCAGGUAUCCCCGGGCCUCCUGGUCCCAAGGGAAACAUGGGAUUACAGUUCCGUGGACCAAAGGGCAAAAAGGGGGAUCAAGGAGUCCAGGGGCCUCCGGGUGAGCCAGGACCUGGGGCAGUUUCAGGCUCUCCUGAAACCAAAGUCGAGAAAGGAGAAAGGGGUCAGAAAGGAGAAACUGGAGUACCUGGUCAAAGAGGAGUUCCUGGGAUUCAUGGACUUCCCGGUUUAGCAAUAAAAGGUGACAAAGGCCAACCUGGUGAAUCUGGAAAACGAGGCAAACCUGGUAAAGAUGGUGACGCAGGGCUUCAAGGUCCCGAGGGUAUACAAGGUUAUGCAGGUGAACCAGGGAUUCCAGGAUACGAUGGCGCUAAGGGAGAUAAGGGUGAAACGGGGAUUGCUGGUCCUCCUGGUCUUAUUAUUGAUAUACACGGAAAUGUUCUUUACGGCGUCAAAGGUGACAUGGGUCUCCCAGGUACACCUGGACAGAAAGGUGAUACAGGACCCACUGGCCCUCCAGGACUUGCAGGUCUACCAGGUUCUCCAGGUUUAUCCCUGCGAGGAGAAAAAGGUCUUCCCGGAUUCUCUGGUGAACAAGGUCAGAAAGGCGAGCAAGGUAUUCCAGGAUUGUCUCUGUCAGGUUCCCCAGGAAGGGAUGGUUCGCCAGGCCCAGCUGGACGUCCAGGCCCCCCAGGAUUGCAAGUGCUUGUUGAGGACUGCAAAGAUUUGACUGGACUUCCAGGGCCUCAAGGAUCCCCAGGGCUACAAGGAGAAGCAGGACAGAAAGGCAGCAAAGGCGAUACGUGUUUCCACUGUGAAUUUGCAUUGUCACCUGGGCCAGCUGGUCCACAAGGUCCACCAGGACGAUCGGGUGAGGAUGGGGCUCCAGGUAUCAAGGGUGACUAUGGUCCACCAGGAAGACCUGGUAUUGAAGGCCAGCCUGGAGCUCAAGGGGUACCAGGUCCUUUGGGUUAUCCUGGAUCAAAGGGUGAACCAGGUGAUUUCCAGUUUUCCCCUGGACUAAAAGGAGAUAAAGGAGACCCAGGUUUUUCAGGCAGACCAGGUGUUUCUGGGCUGGAUGGAAUACCCGGAAAGGAUGGGUUGCCAGGUCUUCAAGGGUUGAAAGGUGAACCAGCCACUAUUGCUUUCAAAGGGGAUAAGGGUUUCCCAGGAAUUCCAGGCUUAGCUGGGCUGCCAGGAGACAUGGGUGCUCCAGGGCAGCCAGGAAUUGGUGAACCAGGGCUUUCAGGUGAAAAGGGCGAAAGGGGAACUUCAGGUCAACCGGGUGUCCCUGGAACACCAGGUCUUAAAGGUGAACCAGGCACAACUGUAAGUAAACCAGGCUUGCCAGGCCCACCUGGAAUACAGGGAUUUCCAGGUGAACCAGGUAGUCAAGGUGAUGCAGGUUUUCCAGGUAUAUAUGGUGAAUCAGGUGCUCAAGGACACAAAGGUGACUCGGGCCCACCAGGAAUAGGAAUUCAAGGCUCAACUGGUCCCAAAGGUAUAAGUGGAAUGCCCGGAGUUCCAGGUUCACCUGGAGGGGCAGGACCUCCGGGAAAUGAUGGUUUCCCAGGUCAACAGGGUCUAAAAGGGCAUAAGGGAGAUCCAGGAUUUGGUCUUCCAGGCCCGAAAGGACUACCAGGGCCACUUGGCUUUGAUGGAAUGCCAGGAACGAAAGGAGAUGUGGGACUCCCUGGGAUUCCUGGAGAGUCAGGUCAACCAGGCUUGCCUGGUUUUCCAGGCAUUAAAGGUGAUGUUGGUCUCCAGGGCACACAUGGGCCUCCAGGUCCUCCUGGCUCUGCAGGAAUUGGUGUCCAAGGACCACCUGGAAAGCCAGGCCCCCAAGGUGCCAUAGGCCCUCCAGGAUUUUCAGGCCAACCAGGAGAGAAAGGUGACCCUGGCUUCCCAGGUCUAGAUAUACCAGGACCUCAGGGAGAGAAGGGCAGCUUUGGAAUCAAAGGUAACCCUGGUCCCACAGGCUUUAUGGGUCAAAUGGGUCCACGUGGAAGAGAUGGACUUCCAGGUUAUCAGGGUUCUAAAGGAGAAAUGGGAGUAAUGGGCACUCCAGGCAGCCAAGGUUUCAUUGGUCCUCCAGGAAAUGCUGGGUUCACAGGUCCAAAAGGCAGCCCUGGCCAAUCUGGUUACCAAGGAUAUAAUGGAACUGCAGGUGAGAAAGGUGACCGAGGUGAGCCUGGACUUAAGGGACCAGCAGGAGAAAUUGACAAAACUUUAAUGGAGCAAAUGAAAGGCCAGAAAGGUGAAAUCGGAGAUUCAGGAAAGCCCGGGUUACAAGGAAUAAAGGGGAGUGGAGGAGACCCCGGCUUGCCGGGAUCACCAGGAAAAGAUGGUGAUCCUGGAUUACCAGGACAACAGGGGCCAGCAGGUGAUCCAGGUACUCCAGGAAAACCAGGCCGUGAAGGUUUUCCAGGAGCGAAAGGAGGUUUAGGAGAAAUGGGGCUUCCAGGUUCUUCGGGAUUUCCUGGUGAUCCAGGAGCUACAGGACAGCCAGGGCAGCCAGGGUAUCGUGGUAUCAGUGGUGAAAAAGGUACAAAAGGUGAAACUGGCAUACCAGGCAUUGGAAUUCCGGGUGAUCCUGGUCAAAAGGGAGAUCCAGGAUUAACUGGCCGGACAGGUAUUCCUGGGUUCAAGGGCUCACCAGGUUUCCCAGGGUUGCCAGGUGCUAUUGGUCCAGUAGGACCCAAAGGAGAAUCUGGAACAGCAGGGAUUUCAGGUGGUCCAGGGUUUCCGGGAGAAAAAGGUCAAGUCGGUGUUGUUGGGGAAAAAGGGUUAUCAGGAAUUCCUGGCGAGCCAGGUAUUCCUGGUCCUAAAGGUCAAUCAGGCCUCCCUGGAGAGAAAGGUAAAGCAGGACUCGAUGGAAUCCCAGGAACAAUUGGUGAAAAGGGUAAUCAAGGUUCUACAGGAUACGGUAUUCCAGGGCGUUCUGGACAAAGUGGUGUAAAAGGGUUGAAAGGAGAUCCUGGUUUACCGGGUUACCCAGGCUCGUCUGGCAUUCGUGGCCUCAAAGGAGAACAAGGGUUUCCUGGUCAAAAAGGCCAGCAAGGUCAACAAGGCCUUCCAGGUCCACCAAAUGUUGCUUUGGAGGGUCCAAAGGGUGAGCAAGGACUGCAGGGGGUCCCAGGACAUCCAGGUGCCCCUGGUGUGCAAGGAGAGGUUGGAACUCCAGGGUUUAGUGGAAACAAAGGAAUCAAAGGAGAUCAAGGUUUACCAGGAUUACCAGGUUUUGCAGGACCUAAAGGACAGCCAGGGAUCCCAGGUCCUCCUGGUAACGCAGGCCUGCCUGGUGCUUUUGGAUUGAAGGGCGAUUCAGGACAUCAAGGAGUUCCAGGGUUCAAUGGAAUGAAAGGAUUGCCGGGCCAAAGAGGCUCUUCAGGUCAACAGGGUGAUCAAGGUAUCCCUGGUCUGAGGGGUCUGCCAGGGCCACCUGGUCCACAAGGUCCUGUGCAGGUAAUAACAGGUGAACCUGGUUUACCUGGACCAGAAGGGUCACAAGGUGCUAAAGGCUUUCCAGGAUUUCAAGGUCAAAAAGGUGACAAAGGUCUAAUGGGCUCAGAAGGUAACCCUGGCCGAGAAGGGCUUCCUGGAUUUGAUGGGAUAUCUGGCCAGAAAGGAGAACUUGGUCCAUCUGGUCAUCCAGGUCCAAGAGGAUAUCCUGGUCCAACAGGGCCCCUGGGCACGCCUGGGCCUCGUGGGUUUCCAGGUCCCGCAUCAAUAGCUCAUGGCUUUCUUGUUACCAGACAUAGCCAAACAACUGAGAUCCCUACUUGUCCUGGGGGCACAGUCCAAAUCUAUGAUGGGUACUCUCUGCUUUAUGUACAAGGCAAUGAAAGAGCUCAUGGGCAGGACUUGGGUUCGGCGGGAAGCUGCCUGCAGAGAUUCAGCACCAUGCCAUUCUUAUUUUGCAAUAUCAAUAAUGUCUGCAACUUUGCAUCUCGAAAUGACUACUCCUUUUGGCUGGCAACUCCAGAGCCAAUGCCAAUGAGCAUGGCUCCGAUUACCGGGCAAAGUAUCAAACCCUUUGUCAGCAGGUGCUCUGUUUGUGAAGCUCCAGCAAUGGUGGUUGCUAUCCACAGUCAAACAAUCCAAAUCCCGGCUUGCCCCAGGGGUUGGAAUUCUCUUUGGAUUGGCUAUUCUUUCAUAAUGCACACAAGUUCUGGUGCUGAGGGCUCAGGACAGGCCCUGUCCUCGCCAGGCUCAUGCCUAGAAGAAUUUCGCUCUGCCCCCUUCAUCGAAUGCCAUGGACGUGGGACUUGUAACUACUACGCUAACUCAUAUAGCUUCUGGCUAGCAACUGUUGAGACUUCAGAGAUGUUCAGGAAACCAGAAUCUGAGACCCUUAAAGCAGGAGAACUGCGAACACGCAUCAGCCGUUGCCAAGUCUGCAUGAAGAACACGUAAUGUAUUCUGAUAGUUCAAGCUCAUUAGCUGAUUCAAACAGUUUGGUUGAACUAUGGUGCUAUUCUAUAAUAAAGCAAUACGACAAUAUCCUCACUCAUUUAUUGUGCCAAGAAAAAGUGCAUAGCAAUAAGAAUGGAGCUUCAGCCACAUAAAGCUUAUUGCAAUUCCAAUUGCUGCCUUACUGCUCUAAAAGAAAAAAGUUUAAUAUGAGCUUCAACGCAUUGACAUACUAAAUGGCACUUUCUUUGUUAAAGCAAUGCACUGAAUAUUAACAGAAAUAAGAAUACAUACAGAAUAAUAAAUAUGUGGGAGGCAAUUAAGACUGUAUCAAAAGCAUUUGCAUGAUGUCCUAAACUGUAACAGCAGUUUGUGUUUGUCGACUAGUGCCGGCUGGGGACCUUUUUGACAGGUGAGACAAUCUGAAUUUGCCUAUCCAAGCCCUCUUGUUACCAGGAUCACAAGGUCUUUGCACAUGUGCAAUAUCUUGGCCUCUCUCCCACUGCCCUGGCUCCCAUGCUGGUACUGCCAUGUUUCCCCAACUCCUCAAAUUCUAGGUGAGGCAGUGCCUCACCUGACGAGCCAUCACUGCUGUCAACCAAAUCCUGUAGGGCCGUAAUGUUUAAUUGCCUCCCACGCAUUUGUUACUUUUAUAUAAUAUAUACUAAAUAGUUCCUUUUGCAACUACAUUUGUUUCCUCACUGGGCAUGCUAGGCAUGUUUGGGCCAAAAAAAUUACAGCUGAUAGUGACAUACAGCCUGAAAGUAUGUGACAUGCCAUUUAUUGCAGUAUUGCAAGGCCUUUUUGGCUGUGGUUUACUAGUUUAUGUAAUAUUUAGUAUAUAUUAUAAAAUUCUAGAAAAGGUGCUACCAACUACAGUAUACACUAUCAUCUAACCUGUUCAGCUGUUAUACUGUUGUAAGUAAUCUGUUCAUUUAAUAGCUCUGCAUUAUUUUGACUGCUAUCUAUUUUCACUUUUGGUCACUCUCUUAAGUGCCCUUAAACUGCAACUUCUAAACACUUGUUUUUCCAUUGAUGAAAUUAUACUAAUAUAUGCAUGGGUUCUUCGAUUGCAGUUAUUGUAAACAAUUGGUUCAUGAUUGUUUUUUUUUUAAAAAUUCAAUGAGAAUCACUAGUUGCAUCCUGUUACCAACCACUUAGCUGUUUCUUUCAGAUAUAGUAAAACUCUGCAUCUUUUAGCAGUAACAUCUCAGUUGUGUCUAUUACUGGAGCUGAGUUUAGUUGCAUUACAGAAAUUGUGGCUUUCACUAUUGGGCAACAAUUCUAACAGAACAUUUUAAAUGAUGAGUUUUUUUACUCCUGAGUAAUAGUCAACAAGUGUGUGUUUCCACCUAGAAGGAAACAUUGUACAUAUGUGACAUAAAUCAGACAAUGUUCCAAUGAGCAUUUUAAAUGUACAAAAGGUUUUUUCAACAGAUGCAUAAAGCCAAUAAUUUCUCUUUUGCUUGGAGCAGCCUGUAACUAAGUGGUUAUAAUGCAUACUCCACAUGUGCUUAAUCAGGUUAAUGUUGUUUUGAUGAAAAUGGUACUUUUAAAUGUUCUAACCACUAUUGUUUGCUGUUGGCCAUGAGAGAAGGCAGUCACAGUUGACUUGUUGCAUUGUGCUGCAUGCCUUUCCUACAUUCAAUAUUUUGCUGAAGUUCGUGUGCAGAAGCAUGUGUGUUAAACAAUGGAAAGUAACAGAAAGAACAAGAAGCAAUGAAUAGAGAACGAUUGCAUUAGCUUCAAGUUAAACAGCCAAUGAAUUGUCAUGAUGUACUGAAUAAAGAUGGUUUAAUCGCUGUUCCUUCUGGAAAUUAAUGUUUUUGUUGAAUCCUAUCUGAAUCAGUCUAAUAUUAUUAUCAGGGUUUUGUAAAUUACAUACCAUACACUGAAUGACUUGAUUGUUCUCACCUAAGAGGCCUUGAUUUGUUGUAUUUUUAUACUGUUUUGUAUUAAAAAGGUUCAGUAAUAGGUUAUAUAUGAUGUGGAUGUUCUAUACUUUGAUUGCUUGAUCAGAAACAAUUUAGGGCUUAAAUAAUUCCAUAUAUAACAUUUUGCCCAUUAGCCAAAGAGUUAUAUGGAAAGAUUAAGGUCAUUUAUUUCUUGAUGCAGCUAACUAAAAUAUUUCUUGUAUUUCUUCAACCCCAUUUGUACAUCAUAAGCCAUGAGGAUUAAAAUAAAUAAUUUUGUGUUAAA
This is a messenger RNA of Callorhinchus milii (elephant shark), 7417 nucleotides long. Its product is annotated as collagen alpha-1(IV) chain. The transcript has 52 exons. Lineage: Eukaryota; Metazoa; Chordata; Chondrichthyes; Chimaeriformes; Callorhinchidae. The coding region runs from base 200 to 5221 and encodes 1673 amino acids. Gene Ontology annotation, cellular component: basement membrane; collagen trimer. The record is from RefSeq and is a predicted model, not a curated record. Gene Ontology annotation, molecular function: extracellular matrix structural constituent.